AUGAAGCAGACCAAGCCAAAGAAAAAGGCCACACCAUCGAAAGAUGCCUUUACAAUACCCCUCUUACUCAUCACACCAUCCUCUAUACCGAGAAUCAAGUCCACAAAAAGAGCUAAACCCUGGUGGUCUCCAAAGCUGAAAGCCCUUCGAAAACGACUCUCUAAUGCAUUUGAGAACGCCAAGAUUUACCUGGAAGACGAUAUAUUCAAGAAAAUCUACCAGUCAGCCAGGAAUCAUUACUUCCAAGCUAUUAAAACAGCAAAGAAAAACCAUUGGAACGAGUUCCUUGAAAAAGAGGAUACCCAAUCCAUAUUCAAGGCAAUGUUAUACACAAAAGAUAUACAAACCAAAAGAAUCCCGAAUAUUCGAUCCAAUCCCUCUAAACUAGAAAAUUCUUUCGAGGGAAAAUGCUCUGCAUUUAGAUCGACCCUAUUUCCUCCUCCUUCAUUCACCCUACCGCCCAAUUGGGAAAGUUAUAAACAAUCUAAGAAAUGGGAAUGGCCUGAUCUCACAAAGAGCGAACUCCUAAACGCAUACUCUGCAAAAAUCAAAGGAAAGACCCCUGGCCCCGAUGGGAUCACUCAAGAUAUCAUUAUUCAAGUGUACAAAGCAAUACCAAAAGCAUUCUUCACCUUCUUCAGUCAUCUUAUCAACCUUGGUUACCAUCCUUCUUGCUGGAAACAAGUCAUUGGAGCGAUUCUCAAAAAACCUUCAAAACCAGACUACUCGGCCCUAAAAGCUUAUAGAGUUAUCGUCUUGCUAAAUUGCCUUGGCAAGAUAAGUGAAAGAAUUCUGGCUCAAAGGCUUAGCUACUUAGCGAAGACUACGCAAUUACUUCAUUACUCUCAAAUAGGUGGAAGACAAAAGAAAUCAGCCAUCGAUACAGCAAUCUUACUCAUUACCGAAAUCGAAAGAAAUUCAAGAUCCAAGAAGAAAACCUCAACUCUUUUCCUGGAUAUUAAAGGUGCCUUUGAUCAUAUAUCUAUGAACAAAUUAUUAGAUAUCUGCAAGAAUCUAAACCUCCCAACUAGCCUAAUCGCCUGGAUCUCAUCUUUUUUGAAGGAAAGGCUACUCAAGCUCUCAUUCGAUGGCCAAAUUGAAACCUUCAAACCGAUCAAUACCGGGACCCCCCAAGGUAUAUGGUUCGACCCUGGCCUCAGUUUCAAACAACAUGUCACAAUCCGAGCUACCCAGGCUAAAACCUCAUUCUACUGA
Molecule: messenger RNA, 1215 nt
Organism: Sclerotinia sclerotiorum 1980 UF-70
Lineage: Eukaryota; Fungi; Ascomycota; Leotiomycetes; Helotiales; Sclerotiniaceae
Exons: 3
Coding region: 1-1215 (404 amino acids)
Source: RefSeq, a predicted model, not a curated record